UCUUAAGAAGUCACGAACCAAUCACCCAUUGUGGAUCGAGAUCGAAAUUUAGGCUUAAAAGCUCGAUCUCCUGAUUAAUCGGCCAAGCAAAAAUCCGAUUUAAAAUGUCGAUACAUCGGGGCGAAAUAUCGAUUCACGUUCAGAUCGUUUGAGAUCGCCCAUCUCUAAACGCAACCCAGGAGACAGUAUAGCGAUAACAUGGCCAAAGAGCGUGGCGUCUUGAAAAUAAUUUGGAACAGUUUUGUAUCCUCGCUGAAACCUCGCUUCGCCCGCCGCAAAUUGAUUGGCGAGGAUUAUUUUGGCACAAAGUACUAUGAGGAAGAUAUUCAGCAUUCCACCCGGAAAAGGCCACCGCGGUAUUUCGUUCCAGUGACCAAAGAAAACUUCGAGCAAGAGUUACCUGCGGAGUGGGAGGCCUGGUUGAGGUACCGUAGAAAAGAACCACCCACGCGAGAGGAAAUAGAAGCUAAUUACCAAUUGGCAAUAACUAAGAAGAAGAAUGCAGCAAAGCUUUUAAAUGAGAAUCGCUCAAAAAAUGAUACCACUAAUCUUCCCACAUCAUCUACUACUCAUACAACUACUCCGGGAAAUUUUCCAGUUUAUGAAGAUAUGAAAGGUUUUGGUAGUGAUUAUAAGCCAAAGGACUCCUACAAAGAAUAAUAAAUAAAGAAUA
Messenger RNA from Trachymyrmex cornetzi, 673 nucleotides. RefSeq names its product mimitin, mitochondrial. The record is from RefSeq and is a predicted model, not a curated record. Gene Ontology annotation, cellular component: mitochondrion; respiratory chain complex I; membrane. Gene Ontology annotation, biological process: mitochondrial respiratory chain complex I assembly. The transcript has 2 exons. Bases 199 to 660 code for a protein of 153 amino acids. NCBI's taxonomy places the organism in Eukaryota, Metazoa, Arthropoda, Insecta, Hymenoptera, Formicidae.